AUGGACUAUGCCGGUCGGGUCAAGCAAUGUGUUGAAGAAUCCAUUCAUGUGAGGUUUGAUGAGGAAUCAUACACUGAUGAAAAAGUCACUCAUUCUCCUUCUAUCUUUCAAGAGCUUCUCUCUUGUCCAUUCGAUGAAGCACCUUCUGCUGAAGAUAAGACUGAUUCCUCUGAUCCUAUCAUUCCAGUUCCAUGUUCCUUGAAUCAAGAUAUUGCAGCCACAUCAGCAGAUAAUUCAUUAAGUGCUGAUGAAACCCUUGAAGCUGAAGAUUCCCCUGAAACUGAUAAUGUGCCAGUGUCUAUCUCUCCGGAAUCAACAUUAGUCAUUGAACAUCGAGAUCAUCCUGUUGACCGAAUUAUAGGGAAUAUUCAUGAUGAAUCCAUUCAUGUGAGGUUUGAUGAGGAAUCAUACACUGAUGAAAAAGUCACUCAUUCUCCUUCUAUCUUUCAAGAGCUUCUCUCUUGUCCAUUCGAUGAAGCACCUUCUGCUGAAGAUAAGACUGAUUCCUCUGAUCCUAUCAUUCCAGUUCCAUGUUCCUUGAAUCAAGAUAUUGCAGCCACAUCAGCAGAUAAUUCAUUAAGUGCUGAUGAAACCCUUGAAGCUGAAGAUUCUCCUGAAACUGAUAAUGUGUCAGUGUCUAUCUCUCCGGAAUCAACAUCAGUCAUUGAACAUCGAGAUCAUCCUGUUGAUCGAAUUAUAGGGAAUAUUCAUGAUGGUGUCCGAACCAGAUCUAGUGCACUUAAUAACUUUUGCAUAAUUCUCAAAUACUCUCCAAUGGCGGCAUCUCUGUUCACAUACUCCUCAACCUCUCGAAGAGUCGUUCCUGCCCCAAACUCUCCUCCACUUCCAAUUCACAUCAAGGAAACCAAUGUCGUCUUCAACCCUGACAUUCCAGAGGUUCAUCGAGGUCUUGGACUCGAUGAUUUCGUCAAUUUCUUGGCUUCUUGCCGCCUUCGAUAUGCAAUCAGUGAUGUACUGUCCGAGUUCUUCCCUGAACAAGUAUGUGAGUUUUACUAUACUACAACAGUUAAUGAAGAAAACAAUGCCAUCACCGGAACCAUUGGUCAUGGAAGACACUCUGUCUUCAUCACCGCAGAACUACUCAGUGCUGCUUUAAGGUUACCAAUUUUCGAACCCUUUUCUGAACCUCCAACUAUUGAAAUAUGUAAACGAAUAUUUGAUCAACUGGGCUAUGAUCAUUCAAAGGCUGGUACUCGAUCAGCUCUUAUUUUGCGUCAGUGCAUGACCCCAGGCUGGAAGUUUUUCACUGGUGCUUUAUGCAAGUGUGUGGGUCACAAGUCUCGCAUUGGUGAUCAAUUGAGUAAUUAUGAGCAACAAGUCGUCUGCUGA
Lactuca saligna is the source of this 1350-nucleotide messenger RNA. The record is from the annotation of a GenBank genome assembly. Lineage: Eukaryota; Viridiplantae; Streptophyta; Magnoliopsida; Asterales; Asteraceae.